Molecule: messenger RNA, 345 nt
Organism: Ilex paraguariensis (yerba mate)
Lineage: Eukaryota; Viridiplantae; Streptophyta; Magnoliopsida; Aquifoliales; Aquifoliaceae
Source: the annotation of a GenBank genome assembly
AUGAAGUCGAUUAUUGCAUCGGUUUUCGUGAUUUUAGCUUUCAUUCAGCUCAUGGUUGAGCCAGGACAGGCUGUGAUCACAUGUGAGCAAGUUGAUUCUGCUUUAGCCCCAUGUGUCUCCUACCUCACUCAAGGUGGUGAACCUUCAACUUUGUGCUGCAAUGGCGUCAGGAGCAUCAAAGAGAUGGCCCAGAAGCCGGAGGACAAGAGGGAUGAGUGCAAUUGCAUGAAGGAAGCUGCGAAUAAGUACUCAAAUUUGAGGGACGAAGCAGCCCAGGCACUUCCUGAUAAGUGUGGUGUCAAGAUUGAUUUCCCAGUCUCUCGACGCAUCAACUGCGCGUUGUAA